AAGCAGCGGGAAUGCAGCGUGUGUCAUCUCAAGACAUCAUCAGAGUACGACUUUCAGGCAAGUCGGGAUUUUUCCUCAUGAAUAUUCACCCAUUUGAGCAGUUACUCCUCUCCCAAAAGUCAUUGCCCCUUGGACGGACGUCAACGAUUCAACUGCGCAGGUCGUCUUCAAUCCAGCACUAGCUUUGAGGAUAGCAAAAGAUUCUGUCAUCUAGUUUUUUGUUGGGGUCUCGGAAUUACAAGGGGACUUCCGCUAAUACUCUCAGUUUCGACUCGAUCCCGUUACUCUCUAUACUAUGGCUGUGAAAUCUUAUCUUAUGCCUGGGUCUACAAAUUCUCAAGUUGGCUGGCAUAAUUUAUUGGCUAAACAUCCCGGAACUGCAUUGAACUGGGGGAGUAGACAGAAAAGGGUCGGCAGUUGGGGAAAUAAGGUGAUUGUGCGGAUGGUUGAUCAGACGAGCCAUGAUAUGCCCAAGGGAUUGUCGAAAGAUUUAAGCUCGCUUCCAAAACCAUUGUCUGUAUCUGAUAUUUUGGCUGCUUCUGAUAAUGGUGCAGAAGUUCGAAUAUCAUUCAAGGGGGUACCAGGUUCAUACAGCGAGGAUGCAGCAGUCAAAGCCUACCCUAACUGUGAGACAGUUCCAUGUGGUGAUUUUGAAGCUGCUUUUAAGCAGGCUGUUGAACUAUGGUUGGCCGACAAAGUUAUCAUUCCCAUUGAAAAUACUUCAGGGGGAAGCCUCCAUCGAAACUAUGAUUUACUUCUUCGCCAUAGGCUGCACAUUGUUGGUGAGGUGCAGCUGGCUAUUAAUUUCUGCCUUCUAGCUCUGCCUGGAGUCAGAGCAGAGUACUUAGAACGUGUUCUAAGCCAUCCCCAGGCACUUGAUCUUAGUGAUGCCUUCCUUACUAAAUUAAAUGUUGCUAGGGAAGGUGUUGAUGAUACUGCUAGUGCUGCUGAGUAUGUAGCUUCAAAUGGCCUGUACAAAGCUGGUGUGAUUGCAAGUCGUCGGGCUGCAGAAAUCUAUGGGCUUAAUGUACUUGCAGAAAGAAUCCAAGAUGAUCCUGAAAUUAUCAGUCGUUAUCUAAUUCUUGCGAGGGAUCCAAUAAUAUCAAGAGCUGAUAAGCCGUUUAAGACAAGUAUAGUGUUUAGUUUGGACGAGGGUCCUGGGGUAUUGUUUAAGGCAUUGGCAGUGUUCGCGUUGAGGGACAUCAAUUUGAGUAAGAUUGAAAGUCGACCACAAAGAAAUCGACCAUUAAGAGUGGUUGAUGACUCCAACACUGGAACUGCGAAGUAUUUUGACUACCUUUUCUAUAUUGAUUUUGAGGCUUCUAUGGCAGAGCCCCGGGCACAAACUGCUCUAGGACAUCUGCAGGAAUUCGCCACAUUCAUUCGAGUUCUGGGCUGCUAUCCUAUGGAUGCAACCACAUAGCUGCAUCUAGUUGAAGAACUUUCCGUUGAUGCCCAUGCUUAAGCCAGACUGAAAGAGGGUCUUUGGAGGGAACUUGCUGGCUAGAUUGUAAGAUGGCAAUGGUUGAUCAGACUUCAAGAUAUCAUGAGAUGCAACUAAAUUCUGAUAGAAAAUCUGAAGAUGAUCUUCUUGAGGAUGAUCAGAGGUAGAAGAAUUAAGCCAAACUAGAGUGAGGCUCUGAUAUGCAUUGUUUUGUGUAUAAUGCAGGAACUAAAGUAGGGUUUGAAUUUCAAGUUAGUUCAUGCUAAACCGAGCCACAAAUAAGACAAGGGGAAAAAUACACCUGAUGCAUAGUUUCGUACUCCGGUUACUUUACUCAAUAAAUACAUGCGUAGCCUGCGAUUUUGAUUGAUACCAAAGACAGACUGUUUGAUAUGCAAAAUAUCAUGUUUAGAAAGGAGUGAAUUUAUGAAUAAAAUUGUAUUUGUGUCUUUAUUUG
This is a messenger RNA of Neltuma alba, 1901 nucleotides long. RefSeq names its product arogenate dehydratase/prephenate dehydratase 1, chloroplastic-like. Gene Ontology annotation, biological process: L-phenylalanine biosynthetic process. Gene Ontology annotation, molecular function: arogenate dehydratase activity; prephenate dehydratase activity. Gene Ontology annotation, cellular component: cytoplasm; chloroplast. The transcript is spliced from 11 exons. Bases 296 to 1423 code for a protein of 375 amino acids. Lineage: Eukaryota; Viridiplantae; Streptophyta; Magnoliopsida; Fabales; Fabaceae. The record is from RefSeq and is a predicted model, not a curated record.